UGCACAGUGGUUACAGCAGAUAGAACUUUACAGUUGUUGUAAAACUGUUUAAAAUUUUCCAUAAAUAGUUUUAUGUGCUACUUUAUAUACUUACAGUUUAUUACAGUUAUCUGCUGGUAUUUUGACAAACAGCUGCUUUCCCUGUGGAAAUGAGUGAGAUAUUAUGAAACAUUUCUCACUCAACAAGUCUUAUUACUCACCAAAAUUAAUUUUCUUACUUCUUAACCCUCUCUAUGCUGCUUGUGCAGCUGCCACUUGGGUCAGCUGGGGGCUGGAGAACUAAUUCAUUGUGUUUGCAAUUCCUAUUGUUUUCUUCAGCACACCAGACCUUAAUGACCACUGACUAAGUGGUGGUGUAAGGAACAAAAUAACUACUUAGUGUUUAUUAAUAUCUCCAGUUCAAAUCAGAACAAUUCUUUUAGUUUUUGGCACCACAUUAAAAAAGGAAACCUCUGGACUUAGAGAUUUGGGACUGCAGCUGAGUUUUGGAAGUCUAAACCUGGGAAGGAAGGGCUGAAUUUGUUUUAGGGGCACAAGGUCUUUACAGAGUGUGCAGAAAGAUUUUGGCAAUAAUGGGGUGAGUAAAACAGGCAGCAGAGCAUGUUCAGUAGGGAAAUAGUCAGCACCUUUAAACCAAAGUUGCCUAAACCCCAAGUACAGGACAGAAAGUGCCUUUUUCUUCCUCCUAUUAUCACACUGGAUUCCUAUCUCUCUGGUGGAGGAGCUGUGACUGCUGCCAGCAUCUUUCCAGACAUGUUACCCGCAUAUUUACUCUCCUUGCUUAAUGGGAGUUGGGAAAAAAUUGAGACAAAAUUGUUUGGGACAAAGUUAUUUAGGUCCUUAAGUUCCCAGGAAGAAGAGGUAUUAUUCUAAUUAAAAAAGGAUAAAAUAAGUAAGAACAUAGCCUUAAAAUAAAUCUGUUGCAUGAUAAGUUUCCAUCUGAGGUCUGUUUUGUGCUUGGAGCUUGUAUCUGGAGAACUUUAUGUAUUUUUCACUUUAGGAACUUGAUCCUUCAUUUAAGAGCACCAGCUGGCUCAUGCUUGUUGUGUUUUUUAAUUUCUAGAAGAAAUUUAGGCAGAACAAGGAGAUUAUGUGUUUUGGAGUGCUGAGAGGCCUCAAAAUCUGAAAGCAAAAAUUUACCAUUUAAUUUUUCCUUUUUUUUUUUUUUUUUUUGAAGGGGAAUGCUUCUGUCCAAGUGUUACUGUAAUUCAGUGCAGGUUUGAAAGGAAUGCUGCCCAGGAUUCUGGCUGGUGCUGAUUGUUACUGUGCACUUACCCUGUGGAUCUGAGCUUGUGCUUUGAAGGUGCUGCCUUGAUCCAGUGGCUGAGUUGUGAUUUUAUCCCCCUGUUAUGGGAGCUAAAUGAGGUGUGAGCUGGGCUGUGACAGCUCUCCAUCUGUCCCCUGUGCUGUAAGUAAUCCUACCCCUCUCCCUGAGGAAUCCAACUUGUUUGCUGCUGUUUUUUCUUGCAGUGUUGCCCCGUGGGGACUGUCCCUUCAGGGAGCUCUGGGAGCCACCCAAAGGGGUGGAUGGAGCUGAGCCAGAGUUACAGCAGCUCUGCUUUUGACUAUUCAGAAGAUACCUUUGAGUCCUUCAGCGAGGAGAUCAAACCAUCUGGCUCCUGCUGUCCCCCAGAGGAUUGGGAGGGCUCAGAUGUGUUGGAAAGCACGUCAUGCUUGGCAGCCCAAAGUCAUGCAGAGGAGCAAUCUGAAGGAGUGGAUUCUGCAGCUCUGGAAAGAGUUGCCAUAGGAAAAUGGAUUGAUGCCAUGGGAAGUUGGAGAGAUCUGAAAAAUAAAGAAGCUGAGGUUAAGCAAGACAACUCUGUCAUCGAAACUCAUGCUGAAAUUCCUGAAUUAUUUGGUGGAGAACUGUAUGCUCUCAGGUCCUUUUGCGCCAGGAAGAUAAAUGGGAUGAAGCAGCAGCUGAGCCCUGAGCAGCCAAACGUGGGCAAGGCAAGGAAGCUGCAGGAUGGAGUCCCAGCAGGGAAAACUGGGACCAGAGCUGGGAACUGCGUCGUUCCUGCUCGGCUGAUGAACAGAAUCCUCCUGGAAAACACCAGAGAGACUGUUAAACAGGUGACAGAAACCCAAAUCCACGAGGCUUCUUCAUGCCCUGACUGCCAGAAGAAGGAGGCAGAGCUGGCCAGGAUUGCCUUUGUCAGGCAAAAAAAGACUCUGAUGGAAAGUGCUUUAAUCCAAGAGAGACUGGAAGAACAGAUUUACUCCAGAGAUGUGCUCACACUUCUAGGAGAAGCCCUCAGAAGCUUUCCCAAACCUUCAGAGGAUCCCAGGGCUUUGUGGCAAAGGCUGGAAGGUUAGAAAAUGUGAGGCCUGAAAGUGGUAAAAUGGCUCAAGGACAUAAAGAGGUGGGAGAGUUGCACAUGGAAUACCAACUAUUAUGGAUAUAACCUGCUCUGGCAGUGAUGAAUGGGGUGGUGGUUUAAUAUUCCUGCAGGUGGAACCAGAUAUGUCCAGCAUGUUGUGUCUGGGUUCUGAGUCAACUCUUCUUCUUCCUAAAUGCAAAUGUUGUGAUAUCUUUUAAUCCAUCUCUAUAUGUUUUUCGAAUUACAGAAGGCAAGAGUUUCUAUUAUUAAUCUGGCAAGUAAUAAAUAUUGUUUUUUGUGGGAUUGCUGUGGGAUUUCAGAGCAGCUCACAGCUGCUUCCAUCCGUAAGAAAAAUGACUGAUUCCGUUUUUCGGGGCAGGGAGGUGUAAUUACUGCAGUUCAGCUCAGUCUUUGCCCACUGUCUCAUGUUAAAUUGAAAGUGAGGGCCCCAGGUGGAGGAGAAAAAAAGCAGGUUGCAAAGUAACUAUAGAAAGCAAUAAAAUGAAAAGGGGUAUUUAUAGAAGUGAAAUAAUGAGACUAUAACAGAAUUUAAUCAGCAAGGCAGCGGAUGGCAACAGGACGAGAAAUGAUAAUAAAUUAAUCAUGGAAUCGGUGGAGGAGAGGUGUCCAGGAGAGAAAAAACAACAUGGAUGAAAAUUGGAAUAAGAUGCUGAAUAAUAUUUUUGCCUUGGAAUUUGUUGUAAUUUUUCAAGAUGACAAAGUCACUAUCUUUGAAAGAAUAUAUCUGGGCUUCAGGACACAUGCAAAUAAAAUGGCUUUGUGCUGGGAGUCUCAGUGGGCUGGACACUGAAAUAAUUUUCCUAGUGCCUCAGAAGCCUGAAGCUGAUGUGUGGGCACAGCACCUUUGGGAUCAGUGAUGGCAGCAAGAGCUCGUCCCGCUGCUCCUGCUGGGACCUGAUGGCCUUGUGUGACCCACAAAGUUCCUGCCUCUCAUCAGUCUCCAGCUUCCUGACUUUUAGGUCUCUGGAAAUCUUGAAGAAAUAUCCUUACCUGUGAACUCUCCCUGAAUUUUUGUUACAAAGCAAAGAGGAUGAAAUCUUCCCGUUGCA
Empidonax traillii (willow flycatcher) is the source of this 3391-nucleotide messenger RNA. It is a transcript of the gene CUNH8orf48, whose product is annotated as chromosome unknown C8orf48 homolog. The record is from RefSeq and is a predicted model, not a curated record. The transcript is spliced from 5 exons. Bases 1528 to 2316 code for a protein of 262 amino acids. Lineage: Eukaryota; Metazoa; Chordata; Aves; Passeriformes; Tyrannidae.